CACCGCUGCAGCAAUGCAAGUCACCAGUCUUUGAUGUGGCAACCAACCCAUUCAGCAACAACCGCCAGUCAAGCAAGCAAGCAAGGAAAGCAACGCAAGUGCACCAGCAGUCGCAUUUUCCACACCCAAGCACAUCAACCAGGCAACCAGGGAAGCAAGCAAGGAGAAGGCAGCCAGCCAAGUUUGACUGACUGAAGAGCCGCAAGAGAAGACCACGCAAUAAUGGCUGAAGAACAACGGCGUCCUGUGGUGACGGUGUGCGGCGGUGGCAACGCUGCCCACGUCGCUGUUGGCAUGUUCACCACCCAAGGCGCGGAUGUCAACCUCUUCUUCUCGUUUGAGGAGGAAGCGCGGAAGUUCCGCAAAGGCUGCGAGAGGACCGGCGGCGUCACCGUCAACACAAAGGACGGCUCGUACAAAGCAAUGCCCAAGGCCAUCUCCAAUGACCCUGCAGAGGUGAUCCCAGACUCGGAUCUCAUCCUGCUCAUCACGCCUGCGUUUGCCCACGAGCCCAUCCUCAAGGAAAUCGCCCCGCACCUGCACGACGGGGCGUUUGUGGGCGCCAUCCCCGGGCCCGGUGGCUUCAACAUGCUGGCAAAGCACGUGCUGGGCGACCUCAUGCAGAAGAAGAAUGUGACGCUGUUUGGUGCGGGCGCGCUGCCGUGGGUGUGCCGCUUCACGGAGUAUGGCUCAUCUGUGGACCUUCAGAGCGAAAAGGCCAACAUCUUCGUCUCCUACGAGCCGCACACGGAAAAAACCUGGAAGCGCCUGGGCCCGCUGCUGAACCAGCUGCACAAGAACACGACGUUUCUUUCGGACGGGCACUUCCUGACCAUCACCAUGUGGUGCACAAACGCUGUCAUCCACCCCGCCAUCACGUACGGCAUCUGGCGCGACUGGGACGGCAAACCCGUGGCCGAGCAGCCGCUCUUCUACCAGAACUGCGACGAGUUCACGGGCAACGUCCUCCAGACCAUUUCCGACGAAGUGAAGGCGUGUCGGGAUGUGAUUGUGUCUCGCACGGAUGCAGAUUUGUCGCAGUGGCAGCCAAUUGAUGAGUACACCAUCGAUGCAUACGGUGACAACGUCAAGGACAGGAGCUCAACCGCCCGCAUCUUUGCCAGCAACUUUGCGUAUCGUGGGCUCAAGGCGCCGUGCAAGCAGUUGGACGAUGGCACCUUCAUGCCAAACUUCCACACUCGCUACCUCACUGACGAUCUGCCACACGGGCUGUGCGUGAUGCGCGGCAUUGCCGAUAUCUGCGGUGUCAAGACACCAAUGAUGGACAAGGUCAUCCUGUGGGCACAGGAGAAGAUUGGCCACGAGUACAUUGUGGAUGGAAAGCUACAAGGCAAGGACGUAGCCCACUCCGGCUGCCCACAGCGGUUUGGCAUCAAGACCGUGGAGGAGCUGGUCGCCUUCUGAACGUUCUCCUUCCAAUAUUUUUUGUUGGGGGUUAGUUUUGCCUGUGUUAUGUUUUUCAAACGAAAUUGUCACACGUUGGUUAUGUGUGCGUGCGUGUGUGUGCGUGAGUGGAAGAGAUAGUGUGUGUGUGUGUGUGUGUGUGUGUGUAUGUCCGUACUGGCGAACGUGGUCACAGCGCAUCAUCCAUGCUUUGAUUACACGCUUUGAUUGAAGGUGCGAGUGUUGUGACAUAUAAGUUGCUUUUUACCCUUCCUUUCGUACUUACAAAGCGAACAACAGCGAA
Messenger RNA from Salpingoeca rosetta, 1708 nucleotides. RefSeq lists its product as uncharacterized. The record is from RefSeq and is a predicted model, not a curated record. NCBI's taxonomy places the organism in Eukaryota, Choanoflagellata, Craspedida, Salpingoecidae. Gene Ontology annotation, molecular function: oxidoreductase activity. The coding region runs from base 223 to 1425 and encodes 400 amino acids. The transcript has 11 exons.